UCAUUUUCCAUUUUGUGAUGGCAUUUAACGGCAUUUUGUUCUUAUGCUCAUUGCGCACGCGUACUUGCAGCGAUACGGUUGUUUCUUUAAGAGCAUAAACAUUAUAUUUCAAAACAUGUUAUUGUAUUACAACGAAGUAUAAAAUUAAUAUUUUUUAUUGAUAUAUACGUUAUAUGUAUAAUUAAAUUUAAUUCUAAAGUGUGAUAUUCAAAAUGAGUGCCAAAAAGGUUUGCGAAACAAAAAUUUUCGAGGACGAGAAUACGGACUCUGGAUUUUUGUCUGGACCGUUGAGUGAACAGCUGUUAUCUUCCGAUGACUUGGAUAGGAGAGAAGAACGUUUAGAUAGUGACAAUGACAAAAAAGUGAUCAGUGAAUGUACAGAGCUCGACAGUGGUGUGGACUUGUGUUUGUCAGAGUGUCUGUCAAAUGUUAAACUUAGUGAUCUUCCGCCCACAACUCAGGGCCCCUUAAUAGUCAUCGAAAGCGAAAGAACCCAGGAUAUCCCACCACUCGCCAUAUUAUUCCAACAGGAUGACGACGGAGAUACGCAACUCCAUAUCGCAGCGGUUCACGGUUGCGAAAAGUCAGUCGGUACUCUAAUAAGGGUGUGUCCAGACAAGGCAUGGCUGGACGUCCCCAACGAUUAUGGCCACACGGCGCUUCACCUCGCGGUUAUGAGCGGGCACGCCGUCGUCACCAGAAUGUUAGUCAGAGCCGGUGCCUCCUUAGCCAUGAGAGACGUUAGUGGAGAGACACCCCUUCACAAAGCUGUCGCUGGAAAAAGACUAGAGUGCUUGAAAGCGCUGCUAUCGGCAGUACCAGAACACCCACCAAGGAAGCUUUCGACGAUAUUGAAUCAGAAAAACUACAAAGGUCAGACGUGUGUGCAUCUCGCAGCCACGGCGGGACACAUCGAGUCGCUCCAAGUUCUGAUCUAUUUUGGAGCCGACAUUAACGCCAGGGAGGGUCUGGCCGGUUGGACGCCGCUACACGUGGCGGCGCGGCGCGGGGACGUAUCCCUCGCGAAGUUCCUGCUGCAGCGCUGUUGCGGCGCUGACGUCGCGGCGCGCGACUACGCCGGCCGCACGCCGAGACGCCUCGCGCGGUCCGCACGCGUCUGCGCGCUCUUUGCGCCCGACGACGACGAAGACGACAGCGAGGACGAUAUGUACGACAGUGACAGUGACGUCGACAGUCUGUUCGAGAAACUUCGACAGAACGUCAACCCCAUCAACGUCGCCUGAUAAGACGCGAUGUACAUCAGCGAUAUCACCUAAAUCGGAGAAUAUUGACCGAAGAUAUAUAGCAACAUUCAACUUAUUGUUCAGUACGAACAUUUUAUGUUUGCCGCUCUGAUGUGUGGCAUUGUGAUAGUUGAGGUAACAAAUAGCGGAUACUGAAACUACACUCGCUGCUACUUCAGAGCGGCAAAGUUUAAUGUUUCUACCACAUACUUUGUAAUAUUUAUACGUUACGAGGAAUUAUAAACACCAUUACAGUAUGUCAUUCAAAUGUAAAACUGAUAUAUUAGAAAAAUCUUAAAGUUAAGGCGUUAUGUAUAUUAUCCACUUCAAUACAAUAAAUGUAUAUAAAUUAAAAAAUAUGUGAAAAUGUAUUGAAUGACACGCAUCGUUAUUGUAUUCUUAACCUAUAUACAGAUCAUAUUGGAAUUAAUUAUAUAUUACUCUUGAAUUCCUCGUUCGUCAUACAAUGAUAUAUUAAUUAUUUACAUUUAAUCUUCGUUUAUGUAUAUAUUAUAUAAUAAUAUGCGGUUAACUGUACGAUAUAAUUGCUUUAAUAUAUCAUUAAGUUAUUAUUUGAAACUGUUACUGUUUGUAUUUAAGCAUUUCUUUUAUCCAUACUUCUAUGUGAUUUAUUAUUUCAUUAAAAUUUGUACAUAAUUAAAAAAUAUAUAUACUUCUUUUUUUAAAUUACUUAUAUUUAUAGGGAACUAAAAAAAAGUUUAUUUUGAUAUUUUGUACAACUUCAAAUGAAAUUGAUUUCAAUGCCUGCAUAGUGUUUUUUUUUUUCGUUUAGAAAAAUAAAAUUGGCGCCUUAAUCUGUAAAUUUUUGGAUGUUGUAACUGAAUUGCUAACUUACUACAUGUUCUCUAUAUAUAUUCUAGGACUUUUUAAUCAAAAUAAAUUGUUUAUAAAAAUCAUAGAAUUGAUCAAAGUUAUGACUUGAUUAUCGAUCACUGAGCCAACGGACAUAUAUUUGAUAUUGAAGUGGAUCAUUGGUGACGUCACAAAGCAGUUCACGUGCUUAGUUAUUUGUAAUGAUUAUCUAUGGUUCCAUUUCAUUACCUGUGGUAAAUUAAACAAAAGCAAAAAUAAAAACGUAUUAAUUUUUUUUUUCUAAUAAUUUAAUUAUAAAGUAAAUAUUAUUUUAACUAAAACAUUAACUGCGGCUUGUAAUGAAAUGGAUCAUAUGUUUUAUAUAUAAAUGUCUUCCUACAGAUUAAAUAUUUAUAUUAUGUUACUAGAAAUACUAUGCUAUUAAAUUUAUGUGUUAUAUAUAUUGUAUUUAUUUAUACUUUUGAGAAUAAAUUUGAGGAAGGCAUUGUAAAUUAGGCCAGUCAUAAAUAAAACAAUAAUAUAUUUUACGGUCUUGCCCUAACUUUCGCAAGAAAGCAGCGGCUAAGACCGAGUCCGUCACCGCGCCGCAGAGUUUUCAAUAAAGAAAACGUUACACGCGAUUAGGUUACAUUAGACAAAUGUUUGUUAAGAAUCAGCUGGUUAUGUAUAAGCUUAGUAUAUAAUGUGCAAUUAUACAACUCGAACGCCGAAUGAAGUCUCGUCGGUGCUAAGCGCCAGCACGGUCGGCGUACACGAUCGCACGGUACAACUCAAAUAGGCCUCUAGUUCGUACAUUGUAACAUAUUUGAACGUAUGUUCUACUAGUCUUUGUAUUUUAUUAAAUUAUAACAUGUUUGAACAA
Messenger RNA from Nymphalis io (European peacock), 2940 nucleotides. RefSeq names its product NF-kappa-B inhibitor cactus (gene cact). The record is from RefSeq and is a predicted model, not a curated record. Gene Ontology annotation, molecular function: protein binding. Lineage: Eukaryota; Metazoa; Arthropoda; Insecta; Lepidoptera; Nymphalidae. Bases 213 to 1244 code for a protein of 343 amino acids. The transcript has 5 exons.